UAUAUUACUGGUUACAUAACUUACAACAAAAGUUAGCAAUGUCAACACCACCUAAUAAUAAUACUACUAAUACUACGCCUGCAAUAAGAAUUCUUACUCCAUCUGUUGAUGAUUUUUCUGUUGAUUCUUUACCUGCUGAAGAAUCUUCUUCUUCAACUGCUCAAAGUCCUUUUACACCUAGUUCACCGCUAGAAGAAAUAAAUGAAGGAGAAAUAAAUGAACAUGAUGUACCAAAGAAUCCUUCAACAGAGCUUUUACAAAAAGUUGGACAUUGGUUUUAUAAUACGAGAUUCGUUCAGUACAUGAAAUCAGACGAAAGAUCCAGAGUAAAACAUAAUUAUUCAUCGAAUCCAAUAUGGAUGCUUGGAGUAGAAUAUAAAUUUACAGAGGACGGUGGAACGAUCAAUCUUCCGAAACCCGACAGAGGAGAGCAUGCUCGAGGCGGCCGGGCUUCAUCUUUAUUGAAUUUUAUAAUGUUCGGUUCAUCGGAAGAAGAUGAAGAUUAUAAUGAUGGAAAAUCUAUUUCACCUUCUGGAAGUCAAAAUGUAAUUAAGCGAUUAAGGUCAUUUUCAUUUUCUUAUAAAUCAUCGGAUCAAAAAACACCUACUCCAGAAUCUUCCCCUCCAAAAAAUGAAAAUCGUAUUAUGCUAAAGUCAAGAAUAAGGCCACUUUCUUCUAGUAAAAAACAAGAGUUGUCUGAUUCAUUAAAUUAUGAAUCAACGUCUAAUUUGCAAAAAGAUGUGGUAUCGACAUCAGUGUCUCAAACGAACAAUUCUAAUCAAUCGCAAAAUGCUCGACGAUUUUCUAUGAGUCCAAGUUUUUUACGUUCAUUUUCAAUUGGUUCAAAUUCAUCAUCGAACCACCAAGAAAAUUCAAGUCCCAAUUCACAGGUUCAAGGUAAUCUUUCACCAAAAUCUAAAAAGCAUAGAAGAAAGACUUUUGGCGCAAGGUUCUCUGGUAGAGAAAAGAAUAAGUAUAGUAGUUCCUUACCAACACCACAGCUUUAUCCACAUUUGGAAACAGAAACAGAUUAUGAAUCAAAAUUUUCACAUGAUUCAGGAUUAAAACGAACAAGUUUUGAAGAUAUAGAUGUUUCAAGAAAAAAUAGAGAGGUCAUAUGUCCCGAAGACUUAUGUUUUAGUUCAGAAGAAGAAAGUAAUAGUAGUGAAACAAUAUCUAAACCUGGAGAAUUAGAUGUAGAAGCAUUGUCUGGCGACAAUAUUUCUGUUGAAACUGUGACACGUGAAUCAAUGAAGUCAUCAGAUUAUCUUGGAGUUUAUACAUCUAAAAAUAAUAAUGAUUUACCUAAAGACAUUGACAUUUCUAAAGAUGUCUCAAAUAAUUUACAAAAUGAUCGGUCAAUGAUAUCAAUUCAAACAGAUAUGUGGGGUUCUCAAAAAACAGAAACAGGAUCAGUAAGGUCUUCAGGUUCAGUAAGAUCUUUACCUCCAACUCCAACAAGUUUAUAUAGGCCUGAUUCGCUUGGACCAUUAACUAAUGACCAGCAAAAGUUAUUAGAUUUCUUGUUGGAUUUUCAGUCAAGGAUAUUUUGUUGUUAUCGAAAAGAAUUUCCUCCAAUUGAACCCGCAUUUCAUACCACAGAUACAGGUUGGGGUUGUAUGCAUAGAACUGGUCAAAGUUUAUUAGCACAAGGAUUUUUAUGGGUUUUAUUGGGAAGAGACUGGCGGUUACACAAUCUACAGACAGAAUCUGAUAUAUUAAUAUAUAGAAAGAUUUUGCGUUGGUUUAUGGAUGGACCUGAAUCAGAACAAUAUUAUUCUAUCCAUAAUAUUGCCCGUGUAGGGAUUUCAUUGGAUAAAAAAAUCGGUGAUUGGUUUGGGCCGGCCACAGUGGCUCAUGCAUUGAAGCGAUUAUCAAUGGCUCAUAAAGAGUGUCCAUUGGUUAUUUACGUGCCAACAGAUAAUACAAUUUAUCGUAGUGAAGUUGUUAAUGCUGCUAUGGAAAGUUGUGACGCUAUUCCUGAUCAAAAACCGUGGAAGCCGGUUCUCAUUUUGCUUUCUAUAAGGUUGGGAACAGAUAAACUUAAUCCAAGUUAUUCAGAUAAUUUAAAGGUAUAUUUCAUGUUAUUGUUUAGGUUCCCUCAAUUUUUGGGAAUUUCUGGCGGUAGACCCGGUAGAUCAUUGUAUUUUGUAGCGUUUCAAGAUGAUGAGUUAUUGUAUCUUGAUCCUCAUUUUGUACGACCUGCUAUAAAUCUCAAUAAAAUUACAGAAUUUCCAAUCGAGGAUUACCAUUCUACUAUUGUUAGGACAAUGGAUAUAUCGGAAAUGGAUCCUUCGAUGUUGUUGGGAUUUUUAUGUCAAAGUUCCCAAGAUUUCGAUCAAUUAUGUGGUCGAGUCGAAAGAGAGAUGAAUUCACAAUACCCAUUAUUCACAAUAUUAAAUGCAUGUCCUAUUCCAGGAUCAUGGUCAAGAAAAAAAUCCUUGAGUGAUGUUUCGAUUAGUGAUAGAUCUGUGAGUGACAUGUCACCUUCCAUAAUUAUUGAGACAAUUGAUGAUGUAGAUGAAGAUGUAGAGGAUUUCAAAGAUAUAACACAUGAAGAAGAGGAUGAUGGUGUUAUAAGUGCGAAAGGGGAUGAUGAAAUAAUAUUUGAAGAACAAAGUGACAACAGUGAAGUCAAUAUG
Molecule: messenger RNA, 2642 nt
Organism: Funneliformis caledonium
Lineage: Eukaryota; Fungi; Glomeromycota; Glomeromycetes; Glomerales; Glomeraceae
Source: the annotation of a GenBank genome assembly